UCGAAAUGGACGGUCUGCUGGUGCCCGGCACGAUAUGCGACCACGAGUUCGUCAGUUCGCAAUCGACGCCUCAGUACGGACGAUUUUAUUCGCCGCGGUACCCAUCCUCCUACCCGAAGAACAUCCGGUGCUCCUACCUCUUCCGGGCAAGGUUGAAGGAGAGAAUCCGUUUGGUCUUUGAAGAGAUUUCUCUGCAAAAAGGAGAUCUAAGUUGCCUGAAUAGGGCGGAUUUAAUCAGGGUGCACGACGGAACGGAUUCAGGGGCGCCCACAAUAGCCGUACUCUGCAACCAGGGAGCGGAAGUGGAGGUACUCAGUACGGGACCAGGUCUCUAUGUCGAGUUCGUCGCUAAUUCCGAAUGGCCGGGCCAGGGUUUCAAGGCGAUGUUCCAAUUCCAGCCAUUGGACGAUGCGCUGCAUCCUGAGCCGGACAAGAUCCCAGGGGCCGUUACGGGGAACCUCAAGUACUCGGUCAUCGGACCAGCUGUCAGCGCUACUACGUCGCUGUGCGACGUGGUUUACAACAGCGAUACAACAAAAACGGGCGUAGUUAUGUCACCUGGAUACCCGAACCCAUAUCCACCCAGGACACAGUGUACAUACGACUUUCAAGGAAGAGGAAAGGAACGGGUGCAGGUGGUAUUCCAGGACUUGAAUCUGUUUCAUUCGCCAACUGAUCCGAAUGACUGCGAGGGAGUCGAUUCGUUAGUGGCGUUCGUGCACAUAGACGGAAAGAAGGACAAAAUAGACUCCUUCUGCGGGGACAUACCGCCGCGGCCCAUCAUGAGCAACGGUCCGCGGCUCUCCUUGGAGUUUCAGGGACUAACGUCAUCUCGCCACUCGAGGGGCUUCAAAGCGACGUACACCUUCAUGGAAAACUUCGGUAUAACGACAGGUCGGCAGGAGGGGCAGUACCCGUGUGCCUUUGUUUUCAACAGCAACGAGACCCGGAACGGUACGUUCGCGUCGCCAAAUUACCCCGGCCUCUACCCCCGUAGCACGGAAUGCUACUACUUCUUCUACGGUCAGUCUAACGAGCGGGUUCACCUUCAUUUCCACUUCUUCGACGUCGAGGGAGUGUUACCGUGCGAGGCUAUAUCGGCUAGCGAUUACGUCGAAUUCUCCAACUAUAUGAUCAGAGACCGGAAGUAUCCGAGGCACUGUGGUCAGCUGAAAGAAUUCGACGUUUACAGCGACAGGAAGUUCUUCCGUGUUACGUUCAAGAGUAACGAUCGUCUCGACGCCACGGGCUUUAAUGCCAGUUACGUGUUUCUGGACGAGGAAGAAAAUUACACGCUGAAGAUACCUGCGAGCAACGGAUCGGCACGGCAUGGUACCGCGUCUUCACCCCUGCAACCGUUGUUGCUGCUGCUGUUGCUGCUGUUCACCGACCUGGUUGGCGGCAGAGGUUCGCAUUAAGAAAGGGCAAUCACGGCGGACGAGGCUCAAUCUACAACGAACCGCAACUUUAAGAUCGAGAGCCAUUUAGAAUCACCGAUAGCUCACAAUCAGCUCAGAAGAAGAAAGUGACGACCUCGUUGACAAAUUCGUCGGGAGGGAGUGUGUUACUCAAGUCUAUUAUCCGACCGGGACACGAAGUCUUAAAUUUGUCCACGCAUCCUUUCUCAUUCUAUCCCAUUCGUCCGCGUCACGUUGACUAUUUCGAGGAGAAAGCAUCGGCGGUAAAGUACUUUUACUCUAAACAGCGUGCAAGAGAAACGACCGGACUGCGGACGAUGUCAUUCGUCGGGAACUCGUCGCAGCCCUCCCCGCCCGUAAACAGGAGAAGUGGGAUUAAUUGGCUGCGUGGCUAAAUUGCCGAUAGUAGCCUACGUGGGUAAGUUACCGUCGACAAUCAACUCUUUCGAGAAGAAUUGUCAUCUUUCGGGGAGGUACAAGCAAGUCUUGUCUCGCGGUGGUUGCACAAAAAGAAAAAAAAGAAAAACAUUACGACUCAUUGCCGCUGUUUUUCCGAUUUGAGCAAAUGCACCUUAAGUGCACGCGAACUCUGUUUGUCGUUAUACAAUUUAACUUUAAUCACGGUUUAAAGGUUGAAGAAUGAAAUCCGCAGAUGCGAAGCACUUUAUUUCUCAAUAUUUCUUUCAAUACUGAGAGAAUGUUAAGCGCGUAUUCUCUUAAGCCAGGUCCAGGGUGAAGGUGCGCGAACAAAGAACGUUUGUCGGCGCUCGUUCAUCUUGUUCGGAUUCGGCUUUAAAGUAAGUCACUUGAUUAUUUAAGCCUGAUUUUACUCGUUCAAUGGGUAAUGUUUUUCUCCUCUCGCGGGGAACGAAUCUCUUAAGUCAUCGUAAUCGUCUGUCCGUAUAUCGCUCGAAAGUCAUACAUACCGUAGGAAAAAAUUCGCCUUCACAAGUACGGACGGACUUUUACUAUACAUCCUCUACACGACUGUGAUGUUCCCGUUCUUUCUUAGUUUAUUAGAGACGAAAACAAGUCUGAUCAUUCGCGAUAGCGAACAUUCGUAAUCGAUAAUUAGGUCCUGGAGAUACUAUUAAUCGCCGAUCGCAUCAUGGAGACUUAGAAAGCGUAUAGUUAAGUAUUUAUCGUGAAAAAUCCUGUUUCGAGCGUUAAACUAACGGGAAAUUCGUGUAACAAUCCGAAAAUUUCCCAUUUCGAAUCCAGGGAGAAUACGUAAACGUUUAACGGAAUAUAUGAGAGCGAUUAACGAUUGCAAUCCUUAAAAAUGCGCGUUCGAUUGAGCGAUUUCGGCGAUGAAUGUUUCAAUAAUGAGCAAUACGUGAUCGACCGAAUUUACAGGCUAGUGAUGAUUAAAGAGGGAUAUUUUGGAAACAUUUUUUGAGCUUGUGGACUGCAUCAAUAUUGCACAAUUCGAUAUCACGGGUACAUUGGUAACUACCAAUUCUCUCCAAUGCGUAUUUCAUCUGUGUAUGAUGCAAAGAAUCGAUCGCAUUCAAACUAAUCGCAUUGGUCAAACUAAUUUUCUCGUUAAAUCGGCACUACAUCAGCAAAACGUGAAUAUGGUCAAAUCAAUAUUCUAAUUUUCUGUCGGAAUCGUUAUUAGUGUUUCGCACUAAUUCAAUUUUCAUUCCUCCGUUAGUUGAAUAUUUUACGACCUAACUUUUCUAAGGCGUGCACGCGGAAUGUUAUUAUUAUCGACUUUUUCGUUAAAGCAGGACCUUUAACUAAUUCUUUGACAAAUUAGGAAACAAUUUUUCAUCGAGAGAAAAA
Vollenhovia emeryi is the source of this 3206-nucleotide messenger RNA. Its product is annotated as suppressor of lurcher protein 1. The record is from RefSeq and is a predicted model, not a curated record. The transcript is spliced from 9 exons. NCBI's taxonomy places the organism in Eukaryota, Metazoa, Arthropoda, Insecta, Hymenoptera, Formicidae. Bases 6 to 1418 code for a protein of 470 amino acids. Gene Ontology annotation, cellular component: plasma membrane.